Phalaenopsis equestris is the source of this 276-nucleotide messenger RNA. RefSeq lists its product as uncharacterized. The record is from RefSeq and is a predicted model, not a curated record. Lineage: Eukaryota; Viridiplantae; Streptophyta; Magnoliopsida; Asparagales; Orchidaceae. The transcript has 2 exons. The annotation marks the transcript as partial.
UUAAAAGGUGGCCGCAUUCCUCCUCCUGGGAGAUUACCAACGUUUGAAGAGAUAAAGGAAACAAUUGGCUUUAACGAGUAUUACAAAGAGGAAGAACGGUAUAAAACAACUGGCGUCCUUCCUUCCUAUGAAGAAGGCCAAAAAGCAGAGAGAAUAAAUGAACCUGUAGUUGAGGUUCUCAGUCCACUUCAUGGCGGAAGCAAGUCUGAUGAUUCUAAUGAACACUCAUCUGGUAUAUGGUCUCGGACUCUGAGAUUAAAAGUCACAGGAAGCAAU